Messenger RNA from Thlaspi arvense, 1401 nucleotides. The record is from the annotation of a GenBank genome assembly. Lineage: Eukaryota; Viridiplantae; Streptophyta; Magnoliopsida; Brassicales; Brassicaceae.
AUGGAUUCCUCAACACUUGCAAUUCUGAGGCAUGAUUCAGAUUUUGCAGACAAGAUCGGAUCCUCCAAUAAGGACACAAUGUACAGAAUGUUGGAUCUUGAAUCGGGCACGACUCAUGAGUUGAACAAACCGGUUCCUGGGAUGUGGCGGUUUCCGACAAAUCCUGAUCUUUGCUGUAUCUACAGAGUCCCAGGCUCUCUGCGUGAAGUAAGCCCUAAAGCGUACACUCCUCAGUUGAUACUCAUUGGACCACUUCACCGCUCUUUAAGAUCACAAGCUCUCAAGUCUCGUGGAGAUAUCACAAAGGCAAAGUCAUUGGGCUACUUAAACACGGAGGCUCACAAGAAGAUUUACCUAGCGGAAUUCGCAAAAAGGGUUGAAGGGAACAAAGUCAUUGAAGGGUUUCGAAGAAAAAUCGAGGAAGACGAAGAUAUGAUCAGAGCUAGCUACUCGGAAUCAACGGCUUGGAUUGAAUCUCCGGAGUUCGUGGAGAUGAUCCUGCACGACUCUGUUUUCAUAGUAGAGCUCAUGUUGAGGUUUAACCUAAUAAGAGGAAGAGAGAAAACAGGGGAUCCUCUCAUGGACGAGCCUUGUCUUGAAAACACAAUCAAGAGAGAUCUCAUCUUGCUAGAGAACCAACUUCCUUACUUCAUCCUCGAGAAACUCUUUGAUCCAAUCGUCAAAACACUCCACCCGAGCGAGUCACUCCGUACACUUGUUAUCAGCUACUUUGAACUGGAGAAUAAGAAGAAGAUCAGCGAGAAGACAAAGUUCAGACAUUUCACUGAUCUCUUCAGGUGUGUUCGCGUGGAUACACUUCCGGAGGAUUAUGUAGUGGAUUUCAAACCCAUUGAAGUUAUGCAUAACGCGGUUAAGCUAGACAGCAGGGGAGUGAAAUUCGAGGCUGUAGAUGAAGAGUUUUCGGUCGCGGUCAGAUUCGACGCUAAAACAGGUUGUUUGAAGAUACCUUGUUUCAAAGCUGAUGACGAUAUUGAGAUAACACUUCGAAACGUAAUGGCCUUUGAGCAAUCGCAUCACCCUUACAAUGCCUACGUUUCUGACUACGUCACCUUCUUGGAUUUCCUUAUCGACACCGAGAAAGACGUAGACUUUCUUGUUGAGAAAGGGAUAAUAAAGAAUUGGCUUGGACACCACGGUACAGUGUCUAAGUUGGUGAACAAGCUGUGUUUGGAAGUCAUGGACGAUGGCUCUUCCUACUCUAAAAUCGCAUCGGAUGUCAUCGCUCAUUACGAUGACGAAUGCAACAAGGCACGUUCCAUACUCAGGCGCGUGUAUUUCACCAACCUGUGGAGAGGGACAGCAACCGUAACUGCUGCGUGUAUAUUGCUACUGACUCUUAUCCAAACAGUGACUUCGAUCAUUGACAUUAUUAAGAAGUAA